This is a messenger RNA of Ruditapes philippinarum (Manila clam), 2134 nucleotides long. Its product is annotated as LHFPL tetraspan subfamily member 7 protein-like. The record is from RefSeq and is a predicted model, not a curated record. The transcript is spliced from 3 exons. Lineage: Eukaryota; Metazoa; Mollusca; Bivalvia; Venerida; Veneridae. The coding region runs from base 776 to 1408 and encodes 210 amino acids. Gene Ontology annotation, cellular component: membrane.
GGGCGAUAUGCGAGAUUGCCUGCAUGUUUUAUUGCAGAAAAUAGGUUUCUACAAUCUCUUAUUAUUGUGAAUGUGUUCAAACAAUUAUUUUUGUAGAUAAAAAGUGUUGUGUUCUAAGAUAUAAAUUUGGAUAAUUAUGCAAUGUUUAUGGUAGAGAUAAAGAACUAUUGUAGAUUUUUUCUAUAUGUUCUUUAAAUGGAUAACUGAUUGCGGUGAAUUUGAAUAAAUAUUAUUUGAUAACUUUGUUACAGGAAACAGACUUACAAACUAUUGCUGGUAUUUGUAGAAUUGGAGGGGAAACGCUGCUCAAUAAUACAGUUCAGAUAUUGAUGGGAAUUACGAAAUAUCAAUAGGCGAAUGCUGUUCCAGCACCAUAGAUAAAGAAUGAGAUAUUUCAGAAUUAUUUGAUCACCAAGGAUUUGUAGUCCUACUGGGAGCUUUGCGUGCUAUGCCAACAAGAUAACAAUUUGUAUGAAUAAAAAUCUGGAUAAAGAAUAAACCUGUGUUUUCUGCAUAACGUCUGAUCGUAGUCUAGAUUUACAUUCUUAGAAAGACGUAAAGUCAUUUAAGUGUAAAUGAUAAAACAGUUAAAGUUAGAAGUGUUAUAUCUAAAAGCGAUAUAUGAUAACUAGAUAAUGUGUUACAAAUUCAUUAUUUCAAACGCUUUUUCUCACGAAAGAAUAAGUACAUUUUCAUGAUGAAGUGGCGAUUUGAUAAGUUAUAAAAUUAUGAGUACAAAUUGCUCAAUUAUUGGUAAAGUAGUAAUGGGAUUUAAAUGGUUAUGGUCGAUUAUUCAGCUAGGUCGCAUUUUGAAAGCAUGAACUAUGUGCACUAUAUCUGGAUCCUUCUAUCCAUUCUUGUGUCUGUCACAUGUUCGUUUUGUUUCCUUCAACCAGAGUGGAUAAUACAUCUAAAUGUUCGGAACGCGUUUGGAAUAUAUGCCUUCUGUGUCGGUAGCGCAGGAUCUGCCCAAUUCUCACGAACCUGUGGAUUUUAUGGCGGACGCUUUGGAUUCGGAAACAUUCCAUGUACAAUUUGGCAAGCAGCGUGUUUGCUGUAUGGAGGGGGAUCAUUGUUCACAUGUUUUGGAGCAUUAUGUUCCCUCACAACAAUGUGUGUACGAAAAAGCUGGAAUAAAACGUUGGUACUUUCCACAAGAUAUCUACAAAUAUCUUCAGUGUUCUUGAUGACCUCUGGCCUUCUUGUUUUUCCACUUGGAUUUGACUCCAACUACUUUCGGUUGUACUGCGGCACAGGCGCUAAUGUUUUCAACUCGGGAAUAUGUCACGUUGGAUGGACAUACGUUCUAGCUAUAGUGGGAGCGGCAAUUUCUAUAUUUUGCCCGAUUCUGUCUUAUUUUAGUGCUGAAGAAACAUCUCAAAACGAAGAGUUUGACUUUAAGAUAUAGUGUCGUGAAAUAAUAUAUGCAUUGUAAGUUAUGAUCUCUACGCAAACCUUUGUAACUGCCACACUUCAGAAAGACAAUUUCUAAUAUCAAUUUUAACAAUGGUUUGUUUUUUCCGAAAUACGUUUUAGCAGUAAGGGUAAUUUGAACAAGAAGUAAUGGGUACAUCCUAUGUGCUAACCACCCAUUCAUCUGAAGCGGUUUUCUCUUACGUGCUUAGAUUAGAAAACGUUUGAUAUGAUACCAUUGUUGACUUUUUAUGAUACAGUUGUAAAACUAUCAAUUUAAUUUUUAUUUGUAUUGUAUGUUAUUUUAUUCCAUUUACUAAUAGUAUCAUAUUAACCAUUUUUUCAAUACACUGCAUUCAAAUUUUGCAUUUAUUACUACUGAGUCAAUUAUUAAAUACAAAUGAUUUAUUUAUGAAUGUAGAUGUUACAACUGUAUUGGCUUGUCGGAGACUUAUAUUCAAAUUAAGAUGGAACUGACGUAUUGCAUACGCGAUUGCUGAACUGAUAGCUUAUUUGUUGAUUAAAAGAUAUGCACUUACUUGUUUUGUGUACAUAAAAUGAUGCUUUGAAUGCAAAUAUGAAAAUGCUAAAUACGUAAAGAGCUUUUCAAGAUUGCCGACUUUAUUCCAAAUAUUUAUAUAAAUUGUUUUUGUUUCGAAAUUUUAUGCUCUAUGUUGAAACAUUUGUUUAUUUGCUGACGGUUAUAAUCUGAAAUAAAAAA